Messenger RNA from Tachysurus vachellii, 1129 nucleotides. RefSeq lists its product as uncharacterized. The record is from RefSeq and is a predicted model, not a curated record. Lineage: Eukaryota; Metazoa; Chordata; Actinopteri; Siluriformes; Bagridae. The transcript is spliced from 12 exons. The coding region runs from base 97 to 996 and encodes 299 amino acids.
UAACUUCCUCCUGCCAUCAUUCAAGAGCCUUGAAAAGAGUUUAUUUAUACAUGGCCACAGACAGAUUCAAAUAACAGGUUCAGAGUCAUUUGAUGAAUGUACUUAGAGUGGUGCAGAAGACCAUCAGUUUCUGCUGCAGGAAAUCUUACUACAAUGUUCAGCAAGCUGAAGAACUCAACAAGUACAAAUUCCAGGUUUUACCUCGUCCCUGCCAAUGUGGAAGAGGUGCACUCUGGAUACCUGCACAAGUCACCGUCUCACACCCAUUUCAAUUUUUUGAAAUCAUGGAAGAGGAGGUACUUUGUGCUAAGCAAGACCCCUGGAAAUCUGUACGAGCUGAAAUUCUUCAGGGACAAAAAUAAAAGAGACAAACCCCUAGGACAAAUCAACCUUUAUGAGGUUUUACUGCUAUUCCAGCAUGCAGAAUCACAUCCAAUUUGCUCGUGGAUACAAAGGAACUUUAAAUGCUCUGCAUCCUGUGUUCUGUACAUGAGGGUGCCAGAGAGAGAAUAUUUCCUUGUUGGAGAAAACAGUGAUGAGGUGGAGGGCUGGUUUAAUGCAAUAUUUAAGGCAUUGGACACACUGCCCAAAUCAGAGGAAAUCAGGAAUACAUUUGGGAAAUGUAGGUCAAUAUCUGAGCCUUCAUGUUUGUAUCGUGAUCCACAAUGGUCUGAAGACCAAGAACAGAAUAAAACUGAAUCAGGUCCAUCAUCUCUUACAACAAGACAGUCUGCCCCUGAGUCAUUUAACGCUCUGUACUCUCCCUAUGAUUAUCCAAAGAAUUACAUGAAGACACUAUCACAACCUCAGGAAAGUGAUGACUCUGAUGACGAUGAGGAAGAUGAAAUGAAGAUAAACCAAGAAAGUGAAUCAGAGGACAGCUUUAGCACCUACAUGGACAUGAAAUGUGUGACAGAGAUAAUGAGACAGGCUCAGAAUAAAUGCAAGUUCAGACUCACAACCAAAGACGAACAACAUGAAAGAGAAAUAAGCUGAAGAAAGGUUUCCCAAGAAGAGGCCCAGUGGACAAUAUUCCCACUGGAUGGCUCAAAUGGUUAAGCUAGGAUAUGCAAAGAAAAAGAAUUCUGCUGUAAUGUAUGUGUGCCAAUAAUAAAGACUUCUUCUUCUA